AUGGAGCCUUUUCGGCACAGACCUUCACUGAAAUGCCUCGCGGCACUGGCAGUGACUAUUCCCAGUGCCGUUGGCUUUCAGCACUCUCAGCAGCGACAUUUGACGACGCAGGACUAUGCCAGCCUCGGCUUAUCACCGUGGCAAAGUCUUUUCGAUGCACCGAAAGCUGAUAGUAUCCGCCAAUGCAGCCGCUAUUAUACCAACAAUUCCCACUUUGCGAGCCAGGGUCGUCGUCAGGCAGAGUGGACCCAAGCCCGAUGGGAAGAGUUUGGGAUUCCACAAACGCAAUUAGACCCUCAUGAAGUCGAAGUAGACUUUCCUGAUGGCCAAGAGCUGACUCUCCUUGAUAUUGGCAACAAAGAUAAGGUUGUAUUGCACGAAACAAGUUUGAUAGAGGAUAAUAUCCCGGGCCCGGGAGAGGACGAGCCGCCCUUCUUGCCAGCCAUUUUAGGAGGUACUCUGGCGGGAAAUGUCACGGCACAAUAUGUCUAUGUUAAUUUUGGUCUGCCGCAAGACUAUGAAGAUUUGGCGCGCGUUAAUGUUAGCGUUAGGGGAAAGAUCAUCAUUACGAAGACCGUCUUCGGAUCAUCUUUCCUGGAGCGUUUCAACGUGUCAGUCAAUCGGGUGGUUCAGAUGCGUGCUGCAUUUGAUAUGGGAGCAGUAGGGUUUAUCCAAUACACAGACCCUCAACUCGAUGGAAAUAUUACCGAGGCAAAUGGAUAUUUGCCAUUUCCAGAUGGACCAGCUCGUCCUCCAAGUAUGAUAGAGAGAGGAUCUGCAGGCGUUGGAGAUGGACACUCCAUUCCGGCAAUACCCAUCUCUUACGCAGAUGCUAUUCCCAUAUUGAGGGCACUCAAUGGACAUGGUCCAGUGGCCGACAACCUUGGCGACCGAUGGAAAGGUGGAGGUCUGGAGGCCUACGGCGUCCAAUAUAAUGUUGGCCCCUCGCCUCCAAACAUUGCUCUCAACCUGUACACCAACCGAAAGUAUGUUAAAAGGACCGUUCACAACACUAUCGGCAAGAUACCCGGUCGAGAGUUCCCCAAUGAAGUUAUUAUCCUAGGGGGGCACCGCGAUGCUUGGGGGCCCGGUGCUGGCGAUGCAGUCAGUGGAAUUUGCGCGCUGUCUGAAAUCGCCCGAAUCCUCGGAGCCGCUUUACGCAGAGGGUGGGCACCACGCAGGACCAUCAUGUUGGCAAGCUGGGAAGGAGAGGAGAUCGGCACAGUAGGUUCACGGGGAUGGCUGAAAGACAAUAUAUCCUGGUUGAAUUCCAGCCUUGUCGGAUACCUGAACGUAGUUGUUGCAGGAGCAGGCUCUAAAUUUCACGCCUUGGGAAGUCCCCUCAUGACGAACGUCUUGCGCCUUGCUUCUGAGGAUGUGCCUCCUCCAGGGAACAAUGUCAACUAUUGGAACGGGGCUAUUGGUAUGGGUUCAGGAGGGGAUGCAAACCCCUUCCAAAAUAACUACUGCUUUUCGACGUUGGAUUUUGGCCUCACCAAUGCGCCGGGAGAGCCGGUGUUUCCAUAUCAUUCGUUGUUUGACUCGGAGGACUGGAUAGACAGAUUUGGGGACCCAGACAGAGAAUACAGUAUAUUUACUACCAAACUCUGGCUGUCGCUGGCGACUACACUCUCGGAGCCCUUAUUACUCCCCUUCCUGGCUGCUGACUAUGGCGUUUCCUUGAAGGAGAUGGCGGAUGAGCUCAGAUCAAAAGCCCCGUCUACAAUUGACCUGGAUUUCAGUCCCCUAUAUACUGCCCUUGAAGACUUUCAUCAGGGAUGUGUAGCACAUGACGCAUACGGUCAGUCCUUGGUGCAGUCCAGCCAAGGGCUAGCGAAGAAAUCAGUCCUGAACGAUAUCAAGGAAGUUAAUCGCAAGUAUAUUACUCUUGAGCGGUUCUUCGCGGACCCCGACAAGACGUUGGGGUCGCGCGCUGUCAAUUUAAUACUUCCUGGCGGAUCGUAUUACAUCCACUCUCUUGGCUUCCCCCAACUCAGGGACCAAAUUGGGAUCGGUAAUUGGUCCGGUGCUGAGGAACAAAUGAACAAGAUUAUAGGUCAGAUUGAAAAGGCUACAGGCUUCCUCAAACCUGGUGCAUAG
Messenger RNA from Aspergillus alliaceus, 2100 nucleotides. RefSeq lists its product as uncharacterized. Bases 1 to 2100 code for a protein of 699 amino acids. The transcript is spliced from 3 exons. NCBI's taxonomy places the organism in Eukaryota, Fungi, Ascomycota, Eurotiomycetes, Eurotiales, Aspergillaceae. The record is from RefSeq and is a predicted model, not a curated record. Gene Ontology annotation, molecular function: carboxypeptidase activity.